AUAGACUUUCCUAGGGAGGCGGAGGACUAUGAUCCCCCUAGAGUUGGAACACACCCUCCAGUAACCGUUCUUGGAAAGGGGGACCACUAAUCAAGAGAGUAUGUACAUCCACACACUGUGAAGAGUGGGCAGCAAAAAAAAAGAAGGAAAGAACUGAAGGGGCCCACUGAGCUCACAAUUCCAAGUGUAAAGUCGGCCCUCUUGCUUGUCUCCCUCGUAUACCAACCGUUGUGGUCAGAAUGGAGGACACAUACAAUAACAGGACUUCCCUGGUUAAAGGGGCUAAGGACAUGGUCAAGGAGGCAAAGCGGCAGGCAACAAAGAAGGUCAACAAAGUGGUGGAUCGUGCCGCGGACGAGUAUUCAUCCCAUCACAACUAUUCACGCUUCCAGGACGAUGAGGUCGAUGAUGAGGAAUUCUACAGGAAUCCACCUAGGCAAGAUGGAGACGGUUACCAUGACAACGACGAGGGUUCCAGCGAUGCCACAGAGGGCCACGACGAUGAGGACGAGAUAUACGAGGGCGAGUACCAGGGGGUGCCCUCCACGGGAGACAGGAAGCAUAAGGAGGGCCAAGUGGCCUUGGGGCAACCCAUGUCAGAUGCAAUGAGGGACAGAAAGGAGCUGGAACAGGAGCGACAGGCUGAUGAGGAGGAGCUGGCUCAGCAGUACGAGCUGAUCAUCCAAGAGUGCGGCCACGGGAGGUUCCAGUGGCAGCUGUUCCUGGUUCUUGGAUUGGCCCUCAUGUCUGAUGGGGUGGAGGUGUUUGUAGUGGGCUUUGUGCUUCCAAGUGCUGAGACAGACAUGUGUGUGCCCAACUCCAGCUCUGGCUGGCUAGGGAGCAUUGUUUACCUUGGAAUGAUGCUUGGUGCAUUCUUUUGGGGAGGAAUGUCUGACAAAGUGGGCCGGAGACAGUGCCUCCUCAUUUGCAUGUCCACCAAUGGCUUCUUUGCCUUCCUGUCAUCUUUCGUUCAGGGAUACGGCUUCUUCCUUGUUUGCCGACUUGCCGCCGGGUUCGGGAUAGGGGGCGCCGUGCCCAUCGUUUUCUCCUUCUUUGCGGAGGUGUUAUCCAGGGAGAAAAGAGGUGAACACCUCAGCUGGCUGUGUAUGUUUUGGAUGAUUGGUGAGAUCUACGCUUCGGCAAUGGCCUGGGCCAUUAUCCCCCACUAUGGAUGGAGUUUCAGCAUGGGCUCAGCGUACCAGUUCCACAGUUGGAGGGUGUUUGUGGUGGUCUGUGCCCUGCCUUGUGUGUGUGCUGUGGUCGCACUUACCUUCAUGCCUGAAAGCCCCAGAUUUUACCUUGAGGUGGGGAAGCAUGACGAAGCCUGGAUGAUCCUCAAACAAAUCCACGACACCAACAUGAGAGCACGUGGGCAGCCAGAGAAAGUCUUCAGCGUGAACAGGAUAAAGAUCCCAAAGCAGCUUGAUGAAUUGGUUGAAAUGGAGACAGAGUCCGGAAAUCCAGUUUCCAAAGCCAUCUUCCGGAUGAAGGCUGAAAUCCAUGGGAUCUAUCUGAAUCUCAUGAAGUGUUUCAACUACCCGAUGCGAGAAAACAUGAUGCGACUCGCCAUAGUGUGGUUCACGCUGUCGUUUGGGUAUUAUGGCCUGUCUGUCUGGUUUCCUGAUGUCAUCAAACACCUCCAGGCAGACGAAUAUGCCUCCAAAGUCCAAAUGCACAACAACGAACGUAUUGAAGACUUCACCUUCAACUUCACACUGGAGAACCAGAUACACAAAAAUGGCCUUUUUAUCAAUGAUCGAUUCAUCAACAUGAAGCUAAAAUCUGUCACCUUUAUCGACUCAACCUUUCGUCACUGCCACUUUGAUGAUGUCACAUCAGUGGGCUCCUAUUUCCAUAAUUGCAUUUUCAUCGAUGCGUUCUUCUUUAACACAGACAUUGAUGACUCCAAGCUGAUUGAUGGCACUGAGGUGAUCAACAGUACGUUCACGCACAACAAGACAGGAUGCCAGAUGACUUUCGAUGAUGAUUACAGCGCCUACUGGGUUUACUUCAUCAACUUCUUGGGAACCUUGGCAGUUCUGCCUGGGAACAUUGUGUCUGCUCUUCUCAUGGAUAAAACGGGCCGUCUGUCUAUGUUAGGGGGCUCUAUGGUGCUGUCUGGCAUCAGCUGCUUCUUCUUGUGGUUUGGUACCAGUGAGUCUAUGAUGAUUUUCAUGCUGUGCCUUUACAACGGCCUGAGUAUCUCUGCCUGGAACUCCCUGGACGUGGUCACAACUGAAUCCUUCCCGACUGCCAGAAGAGGAACAGGCUUUGGAUUCUGCAAUGCGUUGUGUAAGAUGGCUGCAGUCCUGGGGAACCUGAUUUUUGGUUCUCUGGUUGGCAUCACAAAGGCAAUCCCCAUCCUAAUGGCGUCCUCGGUGCUGGUGACAGGAGGUCUGGUGGGUCUGCGCUUGCCUGAUACCAGGGCCAACGUCCUCAUGUAACACCAGCAGUACAACCUAAAGGAAGACAAGAGAACACUGAGAAAGGAAUGCAAAUGACUUGGAUCAUACAUAUCUUAACUGUAGUAAUCAUAUUUAGCUUAAAGCCAACUUAAUGACACCAGUCAGCAGUACAAGAUUUCUUGCAAGUUAGUAAGUGUGCAUGUUUUACAAAACAUUGAAGGUUGCACAUGUUUCCGAUCAAAAUGUUUUUUCAUUACAUUCAAUGUGGGAUUCCAGCUGUAUCUGGCAUCUUCUGUGGUGUUAUCACAUCGCUUAAACUCAAGGCUUUUAAUAUUGAUAGUCUUAUUAAGAGGAGCCAGAUGGGGAGAAAAGUGCAAAACAAGCUGUAAUGAGCUCAGCCAGCCUGCUGUGCAAUAACGGAGGGACUAGAUGAUCACACAGUGCGGACACACAACACAGAUGCAUGGCAGCUGGUUUUCCCACAAAUACACAACAUGUUGCAGAUGGUCAGACAUGGAGCAGACAGGUGCAACACAAAAAACGUGAAAGCGCUCACAUUCACACACUUUCAGCUUGGAGUGUACCCAACUUUGCUUGCAACCUCUGCAAAGUAGAUGCAAAGGUUUUAUUCUACCUAUCACGUAGAAUGAAAAAUGCCAUAGAGCUGUAUUGUACAAAGAAUAUAUUCAUUUUGAAUCUGACAACUUAAUUCAUUGUGGCAUCGGAAUGGUGUAAUUAAUUGAAUCCAAACCAUUUUUGUCUAACUAUACAAAAAAAAUGUCUCUUCUGGUUUUGCUUUGUUUUUUGCUUGCUUACGGCAGUGACUUUGAUAAUGACAUGCCAUGCUGCUUCCUUUUUGGGAAAAAAACAAACUAAAUACAAAUGGCCUUUUUAAAUGUGCCUCUCCUGAGCUGGAGCUGCUGCCCAUUGUGUUGUCCUGUGGUUACAGCAAGCGGAAUCUAAACUGGUAGUGUCAUUAAAUAUUGAUAGUGAUAUUGAUAUUUAUUAGGGUGUCACGAGACACCCAAACUCAUGGGAGAAGAUACAUGGGAUUGGGUCAACAAGAACGAGACGAGACAAGGUUUUAACAUCAUAUACAAUGAAAAAAUAGUACUGGACACAAAAAACACAACUUUAACCGAGUCACAAAACCAUGCAUUUUUCUCACAGGCAAGUCAUACUGCCUAUUAUUAUUAUUAUUUUUGUUUUAUUUCUGCAAUAAGCUGAGGAAAAGACAGGAAGCAGAACUGGAGGUAACAGAGAUGAGGAUGCUGAGGUUUACAUUGGGAGCGACCAGGAUGGAUAGGAUCAGGAACGAGUACAUCAGACAGACAUUACAUGUUAGAGGCCUUGGAGAUAAAGCCAGAGAGGCCAGACUGAGAUGGUUCGGACAUGUCUAGAGGAGUGAUAGUAAAUAUAUUGGUAGAAAGAUGCUGGGUUUAGAGCUGCCAGGUAGGAAGUAUAGAGGAAGACUAAAGAGGAGGUUUAUGGAUGUAGUGGAGGAGGACAUGAGGGUAGUUGGAUGGAGGAGAUUGAUUUGCUGUGGCGACCCCUGAAGGGAAAAGCCCAAAGAGAAAGGAGAAGAAUAAGCCAAGCUCCACAGAUGGGCCCUGUGCCACAUGUUGGGCACUCGUGUGCUUUAGCAGCAAGAUGAGGUGCUGCCAAGCAAAGGAGGAGCGUGUUGGUUGAUUGUCGAGGUGGAGAUCAUGUCGGUAUUUCAUUACCGAAUAAAUGCAUCAUGUAAGAUAGACUUCCUGUCUUUCAUUUUUAAUGCACAGAUCUCCUCUAUGUAUGAGGUGUGUUAUGAGGCGGAGUUACGGACACAAGCUCUGAGCAGCCGGUUAAGACAACCAGAGUACAGAGCGGAGGGAGCCACCUCCUGUGGCUGCCACCAUGCACUAGACACCUGCUGCAAGCAGACCCAGCGCUACCAUUAUUCAUGUUGAUGGUAAAAAAUGGUAACCGUGAUUAACCAGGUCCAGGUUCAGACAGGUCCGUACAUAUCCGUGUUUUGAUCUGAUAAAUAUGAACUAACUAUAAUCAAAUGUAGAAUAACUACAGCUUCUGCUUGGAUAUUAACAUUUAACUCCAGUGAAAAAACAUCCACCAGGUGAUGCUGGGAACACUGAGAUAGGUGUAUGUAUGUAAAGCACUAAUAAUGCUUAGCACAUCUCAACGUCCAUGUUACAUUUAUUAUAAUUCAUAGUAGCGAUGUCACAGUGUGAUUGACUUCUGGCUACCCUGUUCUCAUGAGACAGGUUUUCUCUAAAAGAGAUCUCUCGUCGAUCUUGUGACACCCCUAAUAUUUAUUUGAUCUUACUGUCGUUUUAAAGUAAUGUAUAAAAAAUGAGAUAUAUAUUUUUAUUUAUUUAUUUCUCAUACACUUGGGGCCAUUGUCCAUUCUGUCUGGUCAUUGACCUUUCUCUGCAAUUGUUUGUUUUGGGACUAGUCAAUAAUAAUUGACAUAAGAAAAUAAGAUUUUGUAUUUGUGCUUACACAUGAAAAUUGAUUAAAUAUUAAUCUAAUUUAUGUAUACAACACAAACUUGCACUGUAUAGCAAACAGUGUUUUUCCCCAGUGGGUCCAACACUGUUGUUUUUCUUUUGGCUUUUUCCUGAUUACGCAGUUGCCACAGCGGAUCUUUUACAUGCGAGAAAAGCGUGUUAAUAAUAAUUAAAUACAUACAUAAAUAAAUAACCAGAUGUGUUAAUAUCAUGAUCAACUUGUGCUUUUUAUUUUGCUUGAAGUAUUGGAAGAAUUUCUUAUAGAUACUGCUAUAUCAUGCAAGUGUGUGUGUGUGUGUGUGUGUGUGUGUGUGUGUGUGUGUGUGUAUGUAUGUGUGUGUGUAAGCAUGUAUGUGUAU
Messenger RNA from Doryrhamphus excisus (bluestripe pipefish), 5268 nucleotides. The record is from RefSeq and is a predicted model, not a curated record. NCBI's taxonomy places the organism in Eukaryota, Metazoa, Chordata, Actinopteri, Syngnathiformes, Syngnathidae.